Molecule: messenger RNA, 2253 nt
Organism: Peronospora matthiolae
Lineage: Eukaryota; Oomycota; Peronosporomycetes; Peronosporales; Peronosporaceae
Source: the annotation of a GenBank genome assembly
AUGAGCACCGGAGUCUCCCCGCUUCAUGUGCAUGGCCUCCGCACGCGUCUUAACCAGCUCCGAAUGCCAGAGCUCCGCAAUGUCCUCAUGGACCUCAAUUUGGCCCGCUCUGGGCGGAAACAGGAGCUCGUUGACCGCAUUGCAAACGAGUUGGAGCUCUUUGCCGAUAAAGCUCGAGGUACGACGUCUGCCGCCUUUUAUGCGGAUCGACUAUCAUCUGGCUUGAGGAGUAUCGAGAUGCAGAUGAGGGGCAGGACGAAUUAUACGCCGCAGUCGCAGGCGAUGGUGCCAGGUAGCUACCGGGUGCCACAAGUGCCGGCUCGCUACGCGCCAAUGGUUCCCACCCCGCCACUAGACCGCUCUAUGCCUGUCCCAAUGUACGAAAGAACUGUAGCAGCUUGUGUGCCAAUGAUCUACAGAGCUGUGAACCCUGCACCGGUGAACACAGCGGCGAUCCCGUCUUUAGGUGGCGUGGAUCUAUACAGUCCAACGAAGGCUGCUGCACUUGAUGGUGCGAGAUGUCUAUGUGCAAUUGAAGGAGUGGCUGGAAAGGUGGUCAAGUGCGUGGAUUGUGGCUUGUCUGUACACGCCAAGUGCCAUCAAUUGGUGACGCUGAGCGCCGAGUGGUACUGUGAGAUGUGUCGAGGAAACACCUACGACCCGUUCUACCGGGUUCAAACGACGGUGUUGGAACCAAAUUUCGUGCGUUUUGCAAAGCCCGCAAGCUCCCUUCGACUUGAGUACUACAUCACAGACAGUGACCUGAACAACAUGUACGCGAACCGGGACCCAAAACCGGGUUCGAUGACACCGGGUUCUUUGGAGCUGCAGCUGCGGUGCUUUGCGGUGAAAGAAGAUCUUGCUGCAGGACACUGCUGGCCCCCAUCUACGCAACUCAGUGUGAACGGCUUCUGUGUACCAAUCACACAGCGUGCCCCACCAGGUCAUGCAAACCCUUCGAAAGUUCUGCGAGAGAUACCAGCAAACGUCUUCCAGUACUCACGAGUCGGACGAAACGUGAUUGAAGUUCGGACAACAGAGAAUCCGUCGGUAUUUGGGUUUAUGGUCCAAAUCGUACAGGUGCGCAACAUCGACGAUCUUGUGAAUGAAGUGAAAGAAGCGUCAAAGGGUUUGACGUAUGACCUCGCGAAGCAAGAAGUUAUCAAGUCAUUUGGUAGCGAAGACGAAGACGACGUUGUCGCCACCGUCACGAUGUUGUCUGUUCGCUGUCCACUGGGGCUGUGUGUGAUAAAUCUUCCAGCACGUGGUGUGCACUGUAAACAUUUGCAGUGCUUUGAUCUGAAAACAUUCUUGCUGUUCAGUAAAAAGGCGCGGUCGAAGGCAUGGCGGUGUACAGUGUGUUAUCAAUUUAUAAAGGCUGCAGAUUUGCGUAUUGACCCUUAUUUAAAGCAGCUUCUUGCUGACGUUGAAGGUGAAGAUGAAUUGGAAGAAGUCGAAAUCUUUCCCGAUGGAUCAUGGAAACGGAGGCUAGAGGAAGAAUUGGUGUCUGAACCGUCAGUCAAAAAAGUUAAAAUGGAGCCGACGGAAGUUGCGGCAUUUCCGGCAGAUAUCAACUCGACUGCUGCAGCACCAGCAACAACUAUGGACGCCCCGAUUGGGCCAGCUGUGUCAAAUACAGGGGCACCAGAGGAGAUCGAUUUAUUAUCCAGUGACGAUGAAACUGAGGACGACACAGGACGAAAAAGCACGCCGAGCGCUGCAGCUGUGCCCGUACCUGUACCUACAGCUGCACUUGCGCUUGCACCUGCACUUGUGCCUGCACCUGUGCCAAUCCUAUCGCUUGAUGACGAUAUUGAUAUACUUACCGUGAACAGUGAUGUGUGGGAUACGCCAUCCACACGAACGUCGAGCAACGCAACGAACGACGGCAAUUGCGGUGAAUACUUUCCUUUCCCACUUGAUGAGAAUUUGUUUCCUUCGACUGGUGCAGCAGCCAGCACGGCAAGUGCAAGUACCUCGUCUGCGUGGAUGUACUCGGUGCCAACGAGUACUAUUGUGAACAGUAUGCCCCCGCCAACGUCCACAGUCGUACCAAGCGUGUCACCUCAAGAUGUCUUGAGCCGGGCCGAGCUGAAUUUGGCCAGCUCCAUGGCUUCGUUAUCUCGGAAUCACAACGUCAAUAACCCGUUCGACGAGCGCAAACGACGUCCAGCGCGGCCGCCUUCGAAGCCCACAACGGUGUCAAGAAGUGACAUGGAUAUCAUCUGCUUACUAGACAGCGACAGCGACUGA